Molecule: messenger RNA, 3241 nt
Organism: Synchiropus splendidus (mandarinfish)
Lineage: Eukaryota; Metazoa; Chordata; Actinopteri; Syngnathiformes; Callionymidae
Gene: e2f7
Product: E2F transcription factor 7
Exons: 13
Coding region: 183-2426 (747 amino acids)
Biological process (GO): regulation of transcription by RNA polymerase II
Cellular component (GO): RNA polymerase II transcription regulator complex
Molecular function (GO): RNA polymerase II cis-regulatory region sequence-specific DNA binding; DNA-binding transcription factor activity, RNA polymerase II-specific
Source: RefSeq, a predicted model, not a curated record
UUGAGCGGGUGAUGCUGCAGUUUCAUUGGGACUUUGGAACCCACUGCCUGGGCACAUAACUGGACACUGCCCGCUCAUUUUAACAUAAACACCACUUGAAAUGGUAGCUUGAGAAGAGCGGAUAUUUUCACAAAGGUCGACGCGACGGUGGGAUACUUUAUUUUACAAACACUCUCAGGAAGAUGGAGCAUGAAUAUCUGGCCCUGAAGGACCUAACGACCCCGAGGAAAAGUUUUCCAGGGGAGCCGGAAGAGGGCGGGGCUGCAAAUGACCAGAAGGAGAACGUCUGCGCAGCCAGACGAAGAACCACCCCACUGAAGCCCACAGACGCUCCAGUACUAGCUGGCCGAAAAAGUGGCACCCCUGACUUGAGUCACACCACCCCGAUCAAGCUUGCGUGCUUGCCUGAGCCCUGGACACCGACUUCAAAUCUGAAGAUGUUGAUCAGCGCUGCAAGUCCAGACAUCCGGAACAGAGAGAUGAAAAAAGUUCUUUUCAGACCGAUAGAGAACGAGACAGACGUGAUGGAUGCAGCAGAAGACGACUAUGAAAUGGAGGAUUUUGGACCGUCCGAGACCCUGGAUGAAGAGGAUGAGAAAAAGCCGAGCAGAAAGCAGAAGAGUCUGGGAUUGCUGUGUCGAAAAUUCUUGGACCUCUAUCCCGACUAUCCAUCGCUGAACGACCCCAUCUGGAUCAUCCUGGACGAAGUAGCCACUAAACUGGGUGUGGAGCGGCGGCGCAUCUAUGACAUCGUGAACGUGCUGGAGUCCCUCACAAUUGUGGGACGGAUUGCCAAGAACAGCUACAUGUGGUACGGUCGUCUGCAGCUGGAGGCUACAUUGGAGGAGCUGCAGCAAAGAGGAGUGCAGCAGGGAUACCACCUCCAGAUGGGCCGGGACAAAGGGGCGGCAGCCUGCAGAGAGGACGACGUCGGAGAUCCAGACAACGUUCAUGCUGUAGGUAACAGGAAGGACAAAUCUCUGCGCAUCAUGAGUCAAAAGUUUGUCAUGCUCUUCCUCGUGUCCAAAACUCAAACGGUCACACUGGACGCAGCUGCCAAAAUUCUCAUUGACGAUGGUCAAGACUUCUCAAGUCACAGCAAAUACAAAACCAAGGUGAGGCGUCUUUACGACAUUGCUAACGUGCUGACCAGCUUAAACCUGAUCAAGAAGGUUCAUGUCCGAGAGGAGCGGGGCAGGAAGCCUGCGUUCAGGUGGCUGGGCCCCACUGAGUUCGACAAAUCCAAAAGUUCUGAAAACACGGCAAGUGGAGUGACCGUUCCUCCGCCAGAAGCUGCUCAGCUGGUGACGUUAAGGGACUUGAGGAGAACUAAAAUCGCCCGACAUGGCUCCUUCAACGUCACGCCAACUUCUGUGGUGGUCCAGAGGCAGGUCAACUCUGCCCCCUGCAGCCCAUAUAGAGAUACGACAGUACUGUCUGUACACACUUCAGGUCUAUUGAAUCAGCCUGUGGACUAUUCCAAAAAGACGAUGGGAACUCAGCGACACCACAAUGGAAACAUGACACCCACUCGGGUAGCAGCAGCAGCAGCCUUGUCUCCGUCCUCUGCACAUCCCUCGCUGCUGGCUCCAACCCUGCACCCAGAACAACUCUACACCACCUCCUCGCCGUCGCCGCACUGUGUUGCGUACCUGCCCAGCCUGUCUCAGCCCAUGGUGGUUAUGCUGAACCACGCUCCGGACACAACCACGCACGGUCACGCAAGUUCGCAGCCCGAAGAAAGUCGGAAGAGACAGCGGGAGGAAGAGGAAGACGGGAACGAGAUGGCUGCCAAGAGAAGAGGAGAAAGCGCCGAAGUGACAAGAGUGGAGACAAACGCCCACUCUGUAGCGGCACAAGAUGAGAGCGAACCCAACAACACAGAGUCUGCACAGACGUACCUCUAUGUUCCUAAUAAUGCAGGCCUAGAAAACCUCAACUUCCUCCUGGCAGCUGGACAGUCUCCUGCUGGGCUCGCCUUGCCGUCCAGCACUUUGGCAGUGCCUUACUUCCUGGUGCCGUCCACUGCCCUUUCUCACUACCCACUGGUAGCUGCAGGCCUUCAGCAGCAGAACCCUGACGGCCAAAUGAGCAUCAGCAUCCCUGCCAUGGUGUCACCCUCUCAUUUCAUGGUCGGAGCGGCUCCUGAGAGCAGCAGCUCGCCUGCGAUGCUGCCCUCUUCUCCCGAACAGAGGAGAGUGUUUUUAUCAGCAGCUGCAACGCCACAGUCUCCGUCUGCUCAGACUCUGAGCGUCUCCUCUGAUCCACUGACUCCACACACUCCAAAGGAAAUUCAGGUGUCUGGCUCAAAGGCUUUCUUCCAGACGCCGGGCACUCAGGGGAAUCGCAUCAGUGCCGCACCAGCCACUCGAAAAAGAGCCUCCGCACAGAGAAGGCUGGACAUCAGUCACCCACAGGCUCCUUAAACCAGCAUGGUGACCAUUCUAAACCACUAUGGCUAUUUAAUUCAUUUAAAUCCGAGACUUAAGCUUCAGUUGGCAGUAACUUCAUUAGUCUUUAAGCCGUCUUUUUUCUAAUGAAAUAGCCCCCCCAACUGGUAUAGAAUUGAACUGCAAACUUUCCUGGCAAAAUAUAAUUGUAGUUUACCUACCACGUUGCUUUGGCUUAGAGUCUUGAAAUGACACACCGCUAUGGUUGAGCGAAUAUUGUUAUUAUUUGUAUUUUCCCAUCCUUUGUUUAAGCACUAAAUAUUUAAUAAGUGUCCAUUUCUGACCCUAAAUGUGAAGCAUAAAUGACAAAAAAGGUGUUUACAUUUAAGCCACCACGACAGUGUAAUGGUCCUUAAUGUUACUUACAUGUUUUGAUGCCAAGCUUUAGCCCUGUUACUGUCGGCUAAGGGAAGUGGAGACGGUGCUCUCAGGUACUUGAAAAUGUGUAAUUAAGAAGCGUAGGAAUUGUACUGUAAAGAUUGAUUAUUUAUCCAGGAAAUGUAGAUGUAUACGUCACUGUAUGCUGUGUUUGUCAAAAAGUCAUGAUAGUUAUUUGUUGAGAGCCUGUAAGGUGCUUCUUUUAUUCCACUUUCAAAAACAGGAAGAGCCAUCCUCUGGUGCUUUGUACAGAAAAAUAACGUUUUUGUAAAUUGUAUUCUUAGUGCCAUGCAGGAAAAUCAAAAGCAGCUAAAUGGAUGUUCAUGAAACGCUGAUUGCACUGCUUCCUCUACUAGUGUGUUUGCUGAGCUUCUCCACGACGUGGAAGCUGGUCUGUCACUGGUCCCCGUAUG